Messenger RNA from Verticillium alfalfae VaMs.102, 2826 nucleotides. Its product is annotated as sulfatase domain-containing protein. The record is from RefSeq and is a predicted model, not a curated record. The coding region runs from base 1 to 2826 and encodes 941 amino acids. The transcript has 3 exons. Lineage: Eukaryota; Fungi; Ascomycota; Sordariomycetes; Glomerellales; Plectosphaerellaceae.
AUGGCUUUCCUCGGUUCUCCAGCGCCUUUCUUCUUCUCCUCCUUCACCGUCGCCAUCCUCGCCAGCAAGGCCGUUCACCUCAUCGCUCACUUCUCCACUGUUCCCUUCAGCGCGUUCAUCAUCUACCUGCCGACCUUCUUGAUCUACGAUCUGCUCGCCAUCUUUGUACUUCGCCUCUUGUUACAGAAUUCUCGGGGCGGCUUCUGGCUCAUCCCCGUCUCCAUCGGCUCUCUCAUCUCCUUCAUCGCAGUCGGUGGAGCUGCUUCUCAGCUCGGAUUCUUCGCCCAAACCAGCGGCGAACUGCAAUGGCGUGAUGCUCAGGCCUACGCCAACAAGGAGGGUCUUGAAGUCCUCCUCUCCGGCAGUGCUGCCUUGCUGGCCUUUACCGGUGCCAUCUACGCCGUUGGCUUCGUUCUCCGCAACAUCCUGCACAAUGCCGUCGGCAAUGUUCUGCAGGCCUUCGGCGAAGAUGUUCUGUCGAUCCUCCGCUGGCUGUCCAAGUUUCGUUCUGCUCAACUUCGCAGGUCGCGCGCCGAGAAACGCGAUACCCACCCCCUGAAUAAGGAUCGCGAUGAAGAAGGUGCCGCCUCGGCCGAGAUGCUGCUACAUAACGGCACAGCGCGAUUCAGUGAGGACCACUCCGACGUUUCUACGCUCCUAGACGAGUCGUUUCAUGAGAAGGGUUACGAGUACGACCAGCCUGAGCUGAGCCGCCGACGCCGACGCCUCCCAGCUUGGAUCGGCUUGCUCUUCUCUGCGAUGUACCUGACCAUUGCUCACAUCACGCGGCCCGCACGGCCUUACGACUACAUGUCCAUCACCCUGCCCAUCUCCAUGCUGGACGUCUUCCAAAACCAUGCCGACUACUGCACCCUGCAGAACAGCAUCUAUGACAACCCCUGGCCGUUUCCCGACCUGCUCGCGGAGGAUCACUGGGAGAAGCCCGGUGCCAACUCCAAGGGCUGGGCACCAGGCUCCGAUAGCAAGCUGGCGCAGGAGUACCGUGAGAGGACGCCGCAGUGGCUCCCCGAGGAGCUGCCGCGCGGCUUCUUCCGAUGGGACCCCCUUCGCUUCAAGAAUGGCUUCCUCGGAUCGCACAAGCCCAAGGGGCCGGCACAGACGCCAUUUUGCCCAAACGUCCCCCUGGAGCCGCCCUUCUACAAUCCGGUAAACGACCCGCUUAAGAUUACCAACCUCGACAAUGAUAUCUUGGAGCCCCUGCGAAAGCCACUUGAAGACGGCUCUAUCAAGAUCAAGAACGUUGUGCUCGUUCUCAUGGAGAGCUUGCGCCAGGGAAUUCUGGCCGAUCAAGCAAGGAUCAGAGCCAUGGAAAAACAUUAUGAAGUCGCACGAAGGGCGAGUCAAAGGCAGCGAAGGAUAAGAUCAACCAAUUAUUGUCCCAGAUGGCUCCGCAUAUCGAACAGAUCUCUGGAGUCUCGGUGGCUUCAAGGACUCCGCCCGGCAAGACUUUGGUUCGGUGCACUGCGGCCCUGGCCGAUGCCCGUGGACAAAUUCGACGAGGCUGACACCGACAGCUACCAGCCGUGCAUCCCGCAAGUUCUCGACCUUUUCAACAAAGCCAAGGUUGAUGACGAGGCGCCCAGCGAUGACUUCCGCGAUCAGGAAUGGAUGCCGGCCCUUUUCGAGGCGGAGGUGGAGGAGUACGACAGACAGGAAAUCUUCGACCAAAAGAUUGGAUUCAAGCACAUUGUCACGCGAAAGCAGAUUGAGGAGAGUCCCAGGUUCAACUCGUCCAAGAUCUUGAACCAGAAGGUAAACUACUUCGCAUAUCCCGAACCCGUCCUCAAGCCGCACAUUUCAGAAUUCGUGCGCAGCGCCCGCGCCAAGGACAAGCGCAUCUGGAUGUCGCAUUUCACCAGUACAACCCACCACGCUUGGGAUACCCCCAGCGAUUUCAGCACACUCGAUUACCUGCCCAGCAAGGGCAGCAACGCGUGGCACACAGAUUUCAACAAAUACCUUAACACCCUCCGCUAUCACGACAAGUGGAUGGGCGAGCUCAUGCAGCUCUUCGACGACCUCGACAUGACGAACGAGACGUUGAUUGUCUUCAUCGGUGACCACGGUCAAACAUUUAAGGAGGACUACCGCAAAACGGGGACAUACGAAGUGCCCCACGUCUCCGACUUCCGCGUACCCAUUACAUUCCGCCAUCCGCACCUGCCGCGCGUACAGUCCGCCGUCAAUGCGACGUCCAUCUCUGUCCUGCCAACUAUUCUUGAUCUGCUUGUCAGCAGCGGCUCUCUCAACAAGCGCGAUACCGCGAUGGCAACGGAUCUUGCGCAAGACUACGAAGGGCAGUCUCUUGUGCGGGAGUACAAGAAGAAGGACGGCAAGCGGCGGGCGUGGAACUUUUCAGUCAUCAACUCGGGUGCCGGCAUGUUGACUGUAACGUCAGCUGAUGUGCCGUACAAGCUCAACAUGCCCCUCGAAAAAGUGUUUGAGUACAUGGUCUCGAACCUGGCGGAGGAUCCGACAGAGCGAAAGGCCGUGACGGCUUGGACAUACGACGAGAUGGUCACCAGCGUCGAGAAGAAGAUGGGCAAGGACGCCAAGGUCUGGGCCGAGGAGGCUGUCGCGGUGGGCAAGUGGUGGGCCAAGGAGCGGAAGCGGUUAUGGAGGUAUCGCACGCUGCCCUUCUACCCGGGCACGUCGGGCCUCAAGGGGCAUGGCCCGCCACAUGGCCAUGGUCCGCCGGGGCAUGGCCCCCCUGGGUUUGGCCCUCCGCGGCUCGGUCCCCCAGGACAUGGCCCGCCAGGACAUCGGCCUCCGGGACGAGGCCCACCACCACCUCGUCGUUACUGA